CCCACCUUGGGGGGCGAAAUUACCAGAAAACCAGUUGAUUAAAAACGGUAAAUGAUUACCCGACUCUAUAACGGGUAAUCAUUUACCGAUCGUGUUUAAAACAUAUAAACACGACAGUUUGGGUUUUGAAACCCAUUAUUUCAAAACCCAAAUUUCCCUCCCUCAAUCGCAUCCUCUCUCAAAGCUCGGUUCCACCACUUCAAUCAUCUCAAAGGUCGGUUCUAAUCAUCAUCAAAGCUCCCACAAAGACCCAUUCCAUUACAUUCAAAAGAUAGCGAGAAUGAAGGGCGGGAGGAAGAGGUCACGACAUGCUUCUACUAGUGAGGAUCCAGCGGAUCGACACGAGCGCUUGCAUGCUUCUACCAGGCGCAGCGACCAUAUUGCAGCCACUCAGGCGGUAGAGGCUUCAGCUCCGUCUCCAUCCCCAUCUGCUACUCCGGUCGGGGCUCCGUCAGCUACCCCCGCUCCGUCUGCUACUAGGGCUCCGGCUGAGCUGGACCCUGCUCCGUUGUCUCCGAUGGCUGAGUUACCUCGUCAGGAGACAUCUUCUUCUGAGCCUAGUGGCGAGGAGUCUUCUUCUUCUUCUGAGCUUAGUGGCGAGGAGUCUUCUUCUUCUUCUGAGCUCAGUGUGGCGAUUGGUGGUCAAACUAUGCGACGCAUUCCAUGAUGUGGCCAGGUCACCCUUACUGUUCCGCAACAUCAACUUCAAGCUGGCAUGUGCACCUUCA
Lotus japonicus is the source of this 728-nucleotide messenger RNA. RefSeq names its product classical arabinogalactan protein 5-like. The transcript is spliced from 2 exons. The record is from RefSeq and is a predicted model, not a curated record. Bases 281 to 667 code for a protein of 128 amino acids. NCBI's taxonomy places the organism in Eukaryota, Viridiplantae, Streptophyta, Magnoliopsida, Fabales, Fabaceae.